UCCUCAUUGGUGCCAAGAGAUGAAAACAACCACGAAGAUGACGACUAAAUCUCUGCUUCUCCUUGUCGCUCUGAUUCUCUGCUGCACCUUUGCUGCUGUACAUGGGAGUCCCAGCGGGCGGUGUUAUUGCCUCCGAACUUCUUCUAAACCAUUCCCGGUUCAUACCAUUAAGAAGGUGGAGGUCAUUCCUAUUUCAGGAAACUGUCGCUGGAAACAAAUCAUAGUCACCAAGAAGAAUGACAAGAAAUUUUGCAUUGAUCCAAACGUGUCCUGGCUGGACAGUCUGUUCAAUUUUCUGAAAAGGAAAAACACGAAUGAUGGGAACCCAAACGAUGGAAACCUGAUUGGUGGGAACUCAACCGCUGUGCCGACCAGUCAUCCCUCCACUUAA
Molecule: messenger RNA, 391 nt
Organism: Scomber japonicus (chub mackerel)
Lineage: Eukaryota; Metazoa; Chordata; Actinopteri; Scombriformes; Scombridae
Product: C-X-C motif chemokine 10-like
Exons: 4
Coding region: 20-391 (123 amino acids)
Biological process (GO): antimicrobial humoral immune response mediated by antimicrobial peptide; cellular response to lipopolysaccharide; neutrophil chemotaxis
Cellular component (GO): extracellular region
Molecular function (GO): chemokine activity; CXCR chemokine receptor binding
Source: RefSeq, a predicted model, not a curated record